AUGCCCUCCAAGUCCGGUCCCACCGACCAGUCAGCUCGGCUCGAGCUGAAUCUAGAUCGUCAAGACAGCACCGACCCCCCUCUAACAGAAACAACCUGUCCGGAACCCGUUGAACCCAUCUCCUCCCAACGUCAACAAUGGCACGCUGGUGCGACAGCCGAGGCAACGACGGCAACUAAAGACGAAGCUGCGCGUACACCCUCUCCAGCUCCAACCCUCCUCUCUCCACACGCAACACACCUCUACACGUUGUCCUACCUCAUCUUCUUCUCCAUAUUCGGCACCCUCGCCCGCCUAGGCCUCCAAGCCCUAACAUUCUACACCAGCGCGCCCGUCGUCACAGGCGUCCUCUGGGCAAAUGUAGGCGGCAGUCUAAUAAUGGGCUUCCUAUCCGAAGACCGCAAUCUCUUCCGCGAAGAAUGGGGUCGCAAACCCUCCGCCCCGCCAAAAGACAGCACCGAAGCCGCCGAGCAGAGCAAAAACCACAAAGCCGUCAAGAAAACCAUUCCGCUCUACAUCGGCCUCACAACAGGUUUCUGCGGCUGCUUUACUUCCUUCUCCUCGUUUAUCCGCGACGUUUUUCUUGCCCUGGCAAAUGCCCUCCCAAAUCCCUCCCUCUCGGACGCCGGCGACCCCAUCGCAUCCCGUAACGGCGGGUACAGUUUCAUGGCGCUGGUCGCGGUGAUACUCCUAACCGUCUCGCUGAGUCUAUCAGCCCUGAUCUUCGGCGCACACCUCGCCCUCGCGCUGGCAAAAUUCACACCAACAGUCCCCUUCGCGCUAACGCGGCGCGUCCUAGAUCGCGUCAUCGUCCUCCUAGGCUGGGGCUGUUGGCUCGGAGCCGUCUUUCUGGCCAUCUGGCCGCCAGACCGGGGCAGCGGUGAUGGCGAGACGUGGCGAGGUCGCGCGGUGUUUGCAUGUGUCUUUGCGCCGGUGGGCUGUCUAUUGCGAUUCUACCUGUCGCUGCAUUUGAAUGCUCGGAUCCCUGCUUUCCCGCUGGGCACGUUUACGACUAACAUCUUUGGUACGGUCGUUGAGGGCCUUUGCUUUGAUCUCCAGCAUGUCAGUGGGCUUGGGGCUGGGGUUCCGGCUGCUUUGACCGGGUGCCAGGUUUUGCAGGGUGUUAUGGAUGGGUUUUGCGGGAGUGCUACGACGAUUAGCACGUGGGUUGCGGAGUUGAAUGGGCUGUCGAAGAGGCGGUAUGCGUAUGUGUAUGGUGUUACGAGUGUGGUUGUUGCGCUUGGGUUUUUGAUUGUUAUUAUGGGCUCGUUGCUUUGGACGCGGGGGUUUGAUGAGGCGGUUUGUGGAUGA
This is a messenger RNA of Penicillium manginii, 1311 nucleotides long. RefSeq names its product FluC/FEX family fluoride channel. The coding region runs from base 1 to 1311 and encodes 436 amino acids. Lineage: Eukaryota; Fungi; Ascomycota; Eurotiomycetes; Eurotiales; Aspergillaceae. The record is from RefSeq and is a predicted model, not a curated record. Gene Ontology annotation, biological process: fluoride transmembrane transport. Gene Ontology annotation, cellular component: membrane. Gene Ontology annotation, molecular function: fluoride transmembrane transporter activity. The transcript has a single exon.